Molecule: messenger RNA, 1837 nt
Organism: Drosophila biarmipes
Lineage: Eukaryota; Metazoa; Arthropoda; Insecta; Diptera; Drosophilidae
Product: coiled-coil domain-containing protein 102A
Exons: 4
Coding region: 118-1644 (508 amino acids)
Source: RefSeq, a predicted model, not a curated record
UAGCUUCUAUAACCAGAAUACAUUUUCCCUUUUGAUUUUUGUACGUUUUCAGCAAAAUAAAAAAGUGCUUUUUUGCUUAUUAGUUCUUUUUGAGGUUAAAUAUCAAUUUUGAUCACGAUGUUGCCCAAAAGUCCGCGCAUUCGUCAAGGAAAACAAACUAGCUUGAGUUCCAUUCCUCAAAAGGGAUCGCCCAGAGCGCUCUACUCCAAGUCACUUAUUUCCGUACAGGCGAAGAAACGCCACAUUUUCGGGCAGCGAAACCUGAAGAAGGAGAAUGUCUUCGCAGACAAGGAGAACAACAAAAAGCUGCUGAACAAAAUACCCAGGGCUGUGCUACUGACACCCUCCUCUUCCGAUAACUCGUUGACCACCACGGUUUCUAGUAAUGGCCAACCCAGCUACACGGUUAUGCCAAAGACCAGUCUUCUGCGGGAGCCCUCCUCCUUGACCCCCUACUUGAGCCUAAAUCGUCAACAGACAUCGACUUUGAUUAACUUCCGGGUGCGCAAAUCGCUUUCCCAAAUGGACUUUAAAGAGGCUCGUCGCACAGGCAGCUAUCAGCUGAUGAGCCGUGUUUCCUCGCCAAAGAAAGCAGUCCAGAAGCUGGCCCAGAAUGAGGCUGGGACCUCCAGCUUGGAGGGCAAGAUGACCCAGUUGGUGCUGCAGGACAACGCUCUGAUUGAGGGUCAGUUGAGCUUUGUGGUUGGUCCGGAUCAGGAUGCCCGGGUGGCCAGCUUAAGGAUCUUUAACACCAUUAUGCUGCACGCUUGGCGCCGGAGACGUGAGGAGGUUCGUCAACUCAGUGACCAGGUGGAGGACUACAAGAAAAGUUUCGUGAAGAAUCGCAACCAGUUGCAUGUCUACAAUUCGCUGUUUUCCGUGGAGAAGCGUCGCAAUGAAACCUUGAAUGAUCAGCUAAGGCAAUCUUAUCGUGAGAAUGCCCAGACGAAGCUCUCUUACGAGGAACUGAGUCUUAUGCUGGUGCAGAUUAGGACUGAGAAAGAGAAACUGUCCGAGGAGCUGGCCAUCAAGGACCGGGAUAUCGGGAACCUGCAGGAGAUGCAGCAGUCCCUAAGAUCGGAGCUCUUCCAGGUGAAUAGCCAGCAGCGGGAGCAACUGAAGCAGUUGACCAGUCUGCAACGCGAUUACCAGGAGAGCCAGUCUGCACAGGAUGAACUGGUCCGCCAGCUGGAUCUCCUACAAAUCGACUUGGCCCUUAAGCGAGAUUUCAUCGACCAGCUGCGCGAAAAUAUGGCCAAACUAGAGGAUCUCAAGAAGGUAUCCGAUAAGCAGUACAGCAAACUGCUCGAGCAAACUCUCAAGAUGGAGCGUUCCCUGGAGGAGAAAGAGGAGCAGCUGGUCACCCUCCAGAACUGCUUGUCCGCCACCUUGGGUCAGAGGAUCCGCCAGUGCUUCGCCCAGAGCCAGGCCUACCAGCAUGCCACCUAUCGCAUGCUGCACUUCGUGGCCCACUAUAUGCUACCGGGCACUCCGCCACCGACACCUUCGCUUCCAGGAGCGGUUACCAGACUGAAGGGAUUCUUUUCCCGGGGCUCAGAAAAUCGUGUUCAGGAGGUCGAUCAUUUUACCGAUCUGGAAAGGGUAGUUAACGAUCAAGGCCAAAAGCAAGAAAAUCUCUUAUAAAGAGUUUAUUGAUGUUCUUAGAUUCCUUAUUUAUUUUGCGAUUGCUACUUACUGUUGUUUAGAUUUUCAAUAUUUUUCCUUAUGGUUGAUAUUGCUCUUUAAAUCUUUGUUGGCAGUGUUAUGAACUAAAUACGAAUACAGUGUUAUUAAAUGUAUAAUAAAUAUCUAAAUAAAAAAUUGAUAAGGAAAUUUA